Messenger RNA from Prunus avium (sweet cherry), 2913 nucleotides. RefSeq names its product putative disease resistance protein RGA1. Lineage: Eukaryota; Viridiplantae; Streptophyta; Magnoliopsida; Rosales; Rosaceae. Gene Ontology annotation, molecular function: ADP binding. The record is from RefSeq and is a predicted model, not a curated record.
AUGGCUGAAGCACUCGUUUCCGUGGUCCUAGAACAGUUGGUUUCCCUCACUCGUAAACAGAUAGAAGAAGAGGUGAGGCUGGUCGUGCAUGUUGACAGAGAAGUUGAAAAUCUCAUCUUCCAUUUCAAUGCUAUUCAAGCUGUGCUCCAGGAUGCAGAGGAGAGGCAGGUGAAGGAGAAGAGCGUCAGAACCUGGCUGCAGAAUCUGGAGGAUGUGUCGUACGACAUAAACGACGUGUUGGAUGAGUGGAACACUGAAAUUCUCAAGCACCAAAUUGAGAAAGAAGAAGAGAAAGAAGGUAAAAAUGUUGCCCUUACAAAAAGAAAGGUAUGCUUCUUCAUUCCUUCCCCCAGCGUUUGUUUUGGUUCAAUUGGUAAGGUAAUUAUGCGUCGUGACAUUGCUAUGAGAAUAAGGGAAAUUAAUGAAAAGUUAACUGAGAUAGCCAUUUUAAAAAAAAAUUAUAACUUUCAUGAGAACACAAUUAGAGCCACUGAGAAACUUGAACAUGUUGAAACUUGUUCUUUUGUCCAAGUGUCUAGUAUAAUUGGUCGUGAAGAGGAGAAAAAUAGAUUAAUGAGCAUGUUGUUAAGUGAGAGUAGUCAACAAGGGAAGAGCCCAUUUGUUGUGAUCCCCAUUGUGGGGAUGGGAGGAUUAGGAAAAACUGCCUUUGCCCAGUUAGUCUAUAAUGAUGAAAAUAUAAAAACUCAUUUUGACGCUAGAAUAUGGGUUUGUGUAUCAGACCCUUUUGAAGAGAUCAAGAUUGCCAAUGACAUUGCUAAAGCUCUAAAUAAAGAUGAUAAUCGAAUUAAUUCAACUAGUUUGCAACCUUUGUUGGAAUGUAUAAAUGAAUAUAUUAGUGGUAAAAAGUUUUUCCUUGUUCUAGAUGAUGUGUGGAAUCCAACCAUUAGUAAUUGGGAACCAUUAAUGGGAGCUUUACAAAACAGUGCUAUAGGCAGUAGAGUAUUGGUGACCACGCGAAAAGAGACGGUUGCUACUGUGAUGGGAGCAACCGUUGAUCACGUAAUCCAUUUGAACAUCUUGAGUGAUCAAGGUUGUUUGCAAUUAUUCAAUAAAAUUGCAUUCUUUAAUAGAGAAAGAGAUGAUCAGCUUGAAGAUAUUGGGAGAAAAAUUGUAAAAAAGUGCAAUGGUUUGCCUCUUGCUGCAAAGACCUUAGCUAGUCUCAUGCGAUAUAAGAAAACCAGAAAAGAAUGGGUAGAUGUUUUGGAUAAUAAGAUAUGGGAGUUAGAAGAAGUUGAACAACAGGUUUUUCGAUCACUAUUCCUAAGUUAUUAUGAGUUGAGUCCAGCAGUUAGACGUUGUCUUUUAUACUGUGCUGUUUUUCCAAAAGAUUAUGAAUUUGAAAGAAAUCAGUUGAUUGAGUGUUGGAUGUCACAAGAAUAUCUUAAUAUGAAAGGUGAUAAGGAAAAAGAAAGAAUCAUAGGCCAAAAUUACUUUGAUAACUUAGUGAUGCGUUCUUUUUUCCAAGAUUUUGUUAAAGAUGAUAACGAUGAUGAUAUUAUAGGCUGCAAAAUGCAUGAUAUUGUGCAUGACUUUGUACAGUUUCUCACCAAAAAUGAAUGUUUUAUUAUGGAGGUGGCGGAAAGUUGCAAAGAGAAAAACAUGAUAGUCAAUAAUAAGGUUCGUCAUUUGAACAUAAUGUCAACAUACAAUGAUUCGUUUCCUGUUUCAAUCUACAACUGCAAAGGAUUACGGACUUUGGUAAUUUCUACUUUGAAAAUUCUUCCUUUACCCUCGGACUCAUUUUCAAAAUUGAAAAGCAUUAGAACAUUAAAGUUGAAUGAAAACUCAAUCGAAGAAGUUCCCGAAAGUAUUGGUGGACUAGUACAUAUGCGGUAUCUCGAUUUAAGUCAAAAUGAGGAAUUGGAAGAAUUACCCAAUUCUGUGGGUAAUUUAUUCAAUCUGGAAACAUUGCGUCUAAUUUUGUGCUGUGGACUCGUAGAACUACCGGUGAGUUUAAGAAAGUUGGUUAACUUAAAGCAUCUUUAUAUUUCGGGGUGCAUGGAUCUAAAAGUACCAAAAGAGAUUGGAAGAUUAAGAAAUCUGCAAAUCUUAGAUAGCUUGUAUCUUCGAGGGGAUGAUGAAGGAAGUUUGAAAUUAGGGGAUUUGGGAAACUUGGAGCUUCAAGGGAGCCUUUGCAUAGAAAACUUGAAGUAUGCGAAAGAUGGGAGAGAGGCUAAAAAUGCAGAGUUGGGGAACAAGAAGAACCUGCUUCAUUUGAGUCUACAUUUUCAGGACUCUCUUGUUCGAAGUGGAAUUGUAGCUUCGGAGAAGGAUGGAGAAAUACUGAAUGCCUUUCAAGUGCAUACAAAUCUGGAGUCGUUGGAUAUCAUUGAAUACCACAGUACCACCCUGUGUCCCAGUUGGAUGAUGAACUGUCAUAAUCUGAAAAGGCUUACAUUCGAAAAUGUUCCAUUUUGUGGGGGUUUGGCUCCUUUGGGGAAACUCCAGUCCCUUGAAGAUUUAGAGAUAAUUUGGAUGAAGAGUGUGAAAAAGGUGGGAGUUGAAUUUUUGGGAAUAACAGGGGAAACACCACAAACAUUAAUAAAGUCGUUUCCGAAAUUGAAACAACUCCUACUUGAACACAUGUUGGAGUGGGAAGAAUGGGAAGGAGUAGAAGAAGAGGAUUCUAAAAUUACAAUAAUGCCAUCUCUUUUAUACUUGGAAUUCAAGAAUUGCAAUAAGCUGAAAGCACUGCCGAACUUCCUAUGGAAGACCCCGCUGCUGGAAUUGAGCAUCUCUUGUUGUUCGAUUCUUGAACAAGGGUUCGAGACGGAGUGGGUGAAAAAGGCGUCUCAAGUCCAAAACAUCGAUAUUGGUGGCAGGUUUGUGAAAAAGGACGGAGGAGUUUCAAUGGAGGAGGACGGAGGAGUUUCAACGGAGGAGGAGGAUUGA